AUGUAGUGGACGGAACGCUUCUUUCAACAGCAGCAACAGUUUGUCAGAAACCUCGGUAGCUUGCAAGACAAAAUAGCCGAACCAAUAUAGCUCUUUAGACGCUGUCGUGCAUAUUAGCCACUGUGUUUUAAACACACUUCUGUCGUCUACUUAGUUAUCCGUUUUAAUUUCAUAUUUACGGUGUUAUUAUUAUUCAGCUGCGGGCUGGUUAAGUUAGCAUGAGCCUAGCUAGCUAACGUCCCCGGCCAUGCGGUCACCAAGCUACUCUCCUUCUAAAGAGGAAGAUAUCACAGUAAAACAAAAAGUAGAGGGUGAGGCCGUUUCUGUGAAAGAAGAGGAGGAUGUUUCAGUAAAAGGAGAGGAGAGUGCAGUUUAUGGCUGGAAGAGGAGAUGACUGUUACAUCGAAAAAGGAGGAGGAACCUGGAUAUCUGGGCCCGGUUUCCCAAACGCAUCUUAUGGCAUCCAAUGGUUCUUACGAUGAACUUAGCCAUAAGAUGGUAUUGAGAAACAGUUCCUUGAUUAACACUAGAGAGAGACGGGACUACCGUGGAUCCUCUGGGGAGCCUCAACAACCUCAUGAUGCUGACAAGGCAGAGAAGAGUCUCUCCACAUUAGAACACCCCAAGAAACACCUGCAGAGAUCCACAGGGAAGAGAACUCUCUGCUGCUCUGACUGUGGGAAGAGAUUCACCUCAUCAGGCAUUACAAUUCAUCAGCGAACACACACAGGGGAGAAAUCUUAUAGCUGUGAUCAAUGUGGGAAGAGUUUUACUACAUCUGGAUCUCUGACUUUACACCAGAGAACACACACAGGAGAUAAAUCCUAUAGCUGUGAUGAAUGUGGGAAGAGUUUUGCCCAAUCUGGAGCGCUGACAGUGCACCAGAGAAUACACACAGGAGAGAAACCUUAUAGCUGUGGUCAAUGUGGGAAGAGUUUUCGUCAAUCUGGAGAUCUGAGAGUGCACCAGAGAACACACACAGGAGAGAGAGACCUUAUAGCUGUGAUCAAUGUGGGAAGAGUUUUUCCCAAUCUGGAGCGCUGACAGUGCACCAGAGAAUACACACAGGAGAGAAACCUUAUAGCUGUAGUCAAUGUGGGAACAGUUUUGCUGCAUCAAGAACUCUGACUCAACACCAGAGAAUACACACAAGAGAGAAAUCCUUUGUCUGUGAAUAAUGUGGGAAGAGUUUUGGUCAAUCUGGCCAUCUGGUAUCACACCAUAGAGCACACACAGGAGAGAAAUCGUAUUGCUGUGAUCAGUGUGCCAAGAGAUACUUUAAUAAAAGAUCUCUGAUCAAACAUCAGAAAAUACAUACAUGAAUGAGUUAUUUCAUGAUAUCAAUGAAAAAAUGUCACAAUGUAGAAUGUUUUAACAUUGUAGUAGGAGUAUUUUAAUGAUGUCACAAUGUAGAACCCUAAAUGUUUGUCCUCUGUUCUAUUGAUUUCAACAUGAUAUGGAUAUUAGCCUCGGGGGGGAAAUCCAGGCUCUGAAAUGGAAGAGUAUUAUUUAACAAAAAUUGAUUAACAAAAAAAUUGUUUUGUUACACUUACCACGUUCGUGAUCCACUUGAAUCAAAAUGCAACACUUCAAAAUGUAUCAGGCUGUUUUCUGCAAGUUGUCCUCUAACCAAGGAUGUACACAUUACUCCCAGAUUCCUUGUGGUUUUUGAGCUGUUAGCUUUAACAGGACAUGCAACCCCAUCUCUCUCCUCUUCCACAAAUGAUUUUAGAAUGAUAUCGAUGAGUUAUAACAAAUAAGUGUUGUGUUCCUUUGUUUAGUGACUCCUACAUUUAAAUGCCUCACUCCAACAUGUAGCUGACUGUCUUCUGCAGGUUGUCCUCUAACCAGUGAGGUGAAAUAUAUCUCCCAUUUCCAUGUGUUUGUUUAAGUUGUGUUAGUUUCAACAGCACGUACAACCUAAUUUCCCCUCUAAUCGAUAUCAGUGAUUUAUUGCUUCUUGUCAAAACAGUGUUUUUGGUGCUUGUGGAGUUCAUAAGGAGCUUGUUUUAAAAAUUACAAGAAAUAUUAUUAUUGUGGCAGAUGUUUGUCUAUAUAGCACAUUUUAUGUUUAGGUUUUCAAUUUAUCCCAAACUGUUUCUGCAUAUUGGUUAUUGAUUUGGAGACAUUAAAAGUGUGUUUUGACAUUGGGGA
This is a messenger RNA of Oncorhynchus keta (chum salmon), 2154 nucleotides long. RefSeq names its product zinc finger protein 3-like. The coding region runs from base 391 to 1044 and encodes 217 amino acids. The record is from RefSeq and is a predicted model, not a curated record. The transcript is spliced from 2 exons. Gene Ontology annotation, molecular function: DNA-binding transcription repressor activity, RNA polymerase II-specific. Lineage: Eukaryota; Metazoa; Chordata; Actinopteri; Salmoniformes; Salmonidae. Gene Ontology annotation, biological process: negative regulation of transcription by RNA polymerase II.